GCGGCGCAUGCGCCGUGGGGCCGAGUGCCAUCGGAGCGUGAAUCUGGGGCCCGGGAGUCCGUCUGCGCACUUUGGCGCCAUGCUGUCCCCCGAGGCGGAGCGCGUGAUGCGCUACCUGGUGGAGGUGGAGGAGCUCGCGGAGGAAGUGUUGGCCGACAAGCGGCAGAUCUUGGACCUGGACACCAAACGAAAUCAGAACCGGGAGGGUCUGCGGGCCCUGCAGAGGGAUCUCAGCCUCUCUGAAGACGUGACCGUUUGCUUCGGGAACAUGUUUAUCAAGAUGCCUCACCCAGAGACAAAGGAAAUGCUUGAGAAAGAUCAAGAUCAUUUGAAUAAAGAAAUUGAGAAAAUCCGGAAACAACUUAAAGUGAAGGUCAACCGCCUCUUUGAGGCCCAAGGCAAACCAGAACUGAAGGGUUUCAACCUGACGCCCCUCAACCAAGACGAGCUAAAAGCGAUCAAGAUCAUCUUGAAAGGAUGACGUUCAAGAACUAAGAUGGGGAACCUCAGACCAUUAUCCCCAUGGAGGUCAUUGGAGACCCUGGACUCAACUUUAAAACCUGCGAGGGGACAGGCGGGAGCUGUGCUGGCAUCUUGGAUGGCUGGACACAAGGCCCGUUGACAAGCCUGUUGGCAGUCAGCAAUCAGUGGGUGGGGGCUGGAAUGACUGCAGCAGGCAUGUCAGACAAUGGCUGGCUGUCCUGUGGGCCCAGCGGGGACAUCAUUCCUGCAUUCUUCUUAAAAGGGAGUUGAUUCAACUAUUCCUGGAUGGCAGUGGAAUCCAGGAUGCUCACAGGAGGUUUCUGAUGGAAGGAAGCAGGUGCUCUGCUAGUCAAGAGCCAUUUGAGUUACAGAUGAGAUCACUGUCACAUGCCCCCCACCUCCAUUGUGGCUCUUUUUUCCUCCCACUUUGAUCCCCCUGGACAGACCCAGCAUGGAGACUGUUUGGCAACACCUGUAUCUGCUCUUUAUAGUCAAGAAAGCCUUGCAGAGACCCAAACUCAGCUGGGCAGAGGCUGAUUGGUCCCUGCUACACCACCCACUUCAUCCACCUUAAGUCAUCUUACGUUCCUGGGGUGAACGUGCCAGGAGGGAAAAAUGGUCUUUUGUGUUCAUUGAGUGCUCAAUAAAUG
Molecule: messenger RNA, 1133 nt
Organism: Suncus etruscus (white-toothed pygmy shrew)
Lineage: Eukaryota; Metazoa; Chordata; Mammalia; Eulipotyphla; Soricidae
Gene: PDRG1
Product: p53 and DNA damage regulated 1
Exons: 5
Coding region: 8-481 (157 amino acids)
Biological process (GO): protein folding
Cellular component (GO): prefoldin complex
Source: RefSeq, a predicted model, not a curated record